Messenger RNA from Calliphora vicina (urban bluebottle blowfly), 555 nucleotides. RefSeq names its product attacin-A-like. Gene Ontology annotation, biological process: defense response to bacterium. Gene Ontology annotation, cellular component: extracellular region. NCBI's taxonomy places the organism in Eukaryota, Metazoa, Arthropoda, Insecta, Diptera, Calliphoridae. The record is from RefSeq and is a predicted model, not a curated record. The coding region runs from base 51 to 443 and encodes 130 amino acids. The transcript has 2 exons.
AUUCUAUCAGAACAUAGCAAAAAAUAAAUUAAUUAAAUACAUACAGCAAAAUGACUUCAAAUAUGGGUGGCUCUGUAAACACUAAUCCCCGAGAUGGAAGCAACGAUGUUGUUCUUAAUGUCACCCGAACAAUUGGUGAUGAGCAACGUAACGCCGCAGUGGGUGCAUAUGUAGCAGCAAAUGACCAACGUGGACCCAAAAUGGGUACAGUAGGAGCUUUUGCCAAUGUUAAUGAUAAUGGCCAUGGCGCUUCUUUGGGUGUUAAUCAUACUCCCAAAUAUAAUAUGACAACUAUGGAAGCUACAGCCACAGCAAAUCUCUGGACAUCUGCUAAUCAAAACACAUCAUUAAAUGCUCAUGUUAAUGCUAGUCAGCAUGUUAGUGGUCCUAUGACUGGCCAUAAAAGUCAUGGUUAUGGUUUCAGUGUUAAUCAUAGAUUUUAGAAAUGUUAACUGUAUUCAUUAUAUUAUAAACCUACAUAGUAUGCAAAUAGGUCGCUUGUUCCUUUCAAAUAUUUUAUGAACUAAUAAAUAAAACUAAUAUUAAAAAACAAAA